Molecule: messenger RNA, 4343 nt
Organism: Otolemur garnettii (small-eared galago)
Lineage: Eukaryota; Metazoa; Chordata; Mammalia; Primates; Galagidae
Gene: PHKA1
Product: phosphorylase kinase regulatory subunit alpha 1
Exons: 32
Coding region: 353-4024 (1223 amino acids)
Biological process (GO): glycogen metabolic process
Cellular component (GO): phosphorylase kinase complex
Molecular function (GO): calmodulin binding
Source: RefSeq, a predicted model, not a curated record
GUCAGAGGCUCUGGGCUGCGGCGGUCUGCUGGAGUUGGGGGAGAAUGCAGGAGCCACACGCGGAGGCAGGAAUGGACUAAGGUGGCAGAGAGUAGGGACGGGACGUUGCGGCAGGGCCCUUGACCACGGGAGGCUCGGGUCCACACUGGCGUGUGGUGGGCCCCCAGAGUCCGCCGCCGCGAACACUGCACUGAACCGGCAGCCCAGGCCAGAGCGGUGGAAGGACUCUACUGGGCCUGGCGCUACGGCUUCUCACAGCGAGGGUGGGGCUGGGUUGGAGCCUCAUUCCUUAGGUACUAGGGCCUCUGUGGCGCCGAAGCUGUUUCUCUGAGGGGAUUAGAAACCCUGCGGGAUGAGGAGCCGGAGUAACUCGGGAGUCCGACUGGACAGCUACGCUCGACUGGUACAUCAGACCAUCCUUUGCCAUCAGAAUCCAGUGACUGGCUUGCUUCCAGCUAGCUUUGAUCAGAAAGAUGCCUGGGUCCGAGAUAACGUGUACAGUGUCUUGGCUGUGUGGGGUUUGGGCCUGGCUUAUCGGAAGAAUGCGGACCGGGAUGAGGAUAAAGCAAAGGCCUAUGAACUGGAGCAGAGUGUAGUGAAGCUGAUGAGGGGACUGCUACAGUGCAUGAUCAGACAGGUGGAUAAAGUAGAAUCCUUCAAAUAUAGUCAAAGUACUAAGGAUAGCCUCCAUGCCAAGUAUAACACCAAGACUUGUGCCACUGUAGUAGGUGAUGACCAGUGGGGACACCUUCAGUUGGAUGCUACCUCUGUGUACCUGCUCUUCCUAGCUCAAAUGACUGCCUCAGGACUCCAUAUCAUCCACAGCCUAGAUGAGGUCAAUUUCAUACAGAACCUUGUGUUUUAUAUUGAAGCAGCAUAUAAAACUGCUGACUUUGGGAUAUGGGAACGUGGAGACAAGACCAACCAGGGGAUCUCAGAAUUGAAUGCCAGUUCAGUUGGAAUGGCAAAGGCAGCCCUGGAAGCAUUAGAUGAAUUGGACCUGUUUGGUGUGAAAGGUGGGCCUCAGUCAGUUAUUCAUGUUCUGGCUGAUGAAGUGCAACACUGCCAGUCUAUCCUUAAUUCACUACUGCCCCGUGCUUCGACAUCCAAAGAAGUUGAUGCUAGUCUACUUUCAGUGGUUUCCUUCCCAGCCUUUUCAGUAGAGGAUAGCCAUUUGGUGGAGCUCACAAAACAGGAAAUCAUCACCAAGCUUCAGGGUCGUUAUGGUUGCUGUCGCUUUCUAAGAGAUGGAUAUAAAACUCCAAAGGAGGAUCCCAAUCGUCUGUACUAUGAACCAGCUGAGCUGAAGCUAUUUGAAAACAUUGAGUGUGAAUGGCCAUUGUUCUGGACAUACUUUAUCCUUGAUGGGGUCUUCAGUGGCAACGCAGAACAGGUUCAAGAGUAUAGAGAAGCUCUGGAAGCAGUCCUUAUCAAGGGUAAAAAUGGAGUGCCACUUCUGCCAGAGCUGUACAGUGUUCCUCCUGACAGGGUUGAUGAAGAAUAUCAAAACCCUCACACUGUGGACCGAGUUCCCAUGGGGAAGUUGCCUCAUAUGUGGGGUCAGUCUCUGUAUAUUUUAGGAAGCUUGAUGGCUGAGGGAUUUUUAGCUCCUGGAGAAAUUGAUCCCCUGAAUCGUAGGUUUUCUACUGUACCAAAGCCAGAUGUUGUGGUUCAAGUCUCCAUUCUAGCUGAAACUGAAGAAAUAAAGGCCAUUUUGAAGGACAAGGGAAUUAAUGUGGAGACUGUUGCUGAGGUAUAUCCCAUCAGAGUACAACCAGCUCGUAUUCUCAGCCACAUUUAUUCCUGCCUAGGAUGCAACAAUAAAAUGAAACUCAGUGGACGACCCUACAGACACAUGGGAGUGCUUGGAACCUCAAAACUCUAUGACAUUCGGAAAACUAUUUUUACUUUUACUCCACAGUUUAUAGACCAGCAACAGUUCUACCUGGCUCUGGACAACAAGAUGAUUGUGGAAAUGCUUAGAACAGACCUCUCCUACCUCUGUAGCCGUUGGCGGAUGACAGGCCAGCCCACCAUCACCUUUCCCAUCUCACAUACCAUGCUUGAUGAAGAUGGAACCAGCUUGAAUUCAAGUAUACUGGCAGCACUCCAAAAAAUGCAGGAUGGCUAUUUUGGUGGGGCAAGGAUUCAAACAGGUAAAUUGUCAGAGUUUUUAACAACAUCUUGCCGCACACAUUUGAGUUUCAUGGAUCCUGGACCUGAGGGUAAGCUAUACAGUGAAGAUUAUGAGGACAACUAUGAUGAACUGGAACCUGGCAAUUGGAUGACUGACUAUGAUUCAACCUAUAAUGCUUGCCGUGGUGAUGAAGUUAUUCGUUAUUUAGAUCACCUUUUGGCGCACACUGUUCCCCAUCCUAAACUAGUCUCUACCUCACAGAAGGGAGGACUAGAUCGCUUUCGAGCUGCUGUGCAGACAACCUGCAACUUAAUGUCCUUGGUGACCAAGGCCAAGGAGCUACAUGUACAGAAUGUUCACAUGUAUAUUCCUAUGAAGUUAUUACAAGCUUCCCGGCCUUCAUUCAACUUACUUGACUCACCUCAUCCCCAACAAGAGGACCAGAUCCCCUCUGUUCAUGUGGAAAUACAUCUGCCCAGAGACCAGUCUGGGGAAGUGGACUUCAAAGCACUGGUUUUGCAGUUGAAGGAGACCUCAAGCUUACAGGAACAAGCUGAUAUCCUGUACAUGCUGUAUACUAUGAAAGGACCUGACUGGGACACUGAUUUGUAUGAUGAAGGGGGUGCUACAGUCAGAGUGCUUCUUACUGAACUAUAUGGCAAAGUCGGAGAAAUUCGUCACUGGGGGCUCAUCCGAUACAUCUCUGGGAUCCUAAGGAAGAAAGUAGAAGCACUGGAUGAGGCCUGCACAGACCUUCUCUCCCACCAGAAACAUUUGACAGUUGGACUCCCUCCAGAACCUCGAGAAAAGACAAUCGCCGCACCUCUGCCCUAUGAAGCACUCACCCAGCUGAUAGAUGAAGCCAGUGAAGGGGACAUGGGCAUUUCAAUCCUUACACAGGAAAUCAUGGUAUAUCUAGCCAUGUAUAUGCGAACCCAGCCUGGCCUCUUUGCUGAAAUGUUUCGACUUAGAAUUGGCCUGAUCAUACAAGUUAUGGCAACAGAACUAGCCCACUCCCUUCGAUGCUCAGCUGAGGAAGCCACAGAGGGCCUGAUGAAUCUCAGUCCUUCAGCCAUGAAGAAUCUUCUGCAUCACAUUCUCAGUGGCAAGGAGUUUGGAGUGGAACGAAGCGUUCGUCCCAUUGAUUCAAAUGUCAGUCCCGCUAUUUCUAUCCAUGAGAUUGGUGCCACUGGAGCAACCAAAACAGAACGAACUGGGAUCAUGCAGUUGAAAAGUGAGAUAAAGCAGGUGGAAUUUCAUAGACUGUCUAUCUCAGCUGAAAGCCAGUCACCUGGAACUUCUGUGACUCCAAGUAGUGGGUCCUUUUCUAGUACACACGAUCAUCAGUCAUCUAAAGAUAGUCGUCAAGGUCAAUGGCAACGCCGAAGAAGGCUGGAUGGAGCACUAAAUAGAGUCCCAGUUGGAUUUUAUCAAAAAGUAUGGAAAGUUUUGCAAAAGUGCCAUGGACUUUCUGUGGAAGGUUUUGUUCUUCCUUCUUCAACCACUAGAGAGAUGACUCCGGGUGAGAUUAAAUUCUCUGUUCAUGUGGAGUCUGUCCUGAAUCGUGUACCUCAACCAGAGUACCGCCAGCUUCUGGUUGAAGCCAUCCUUGUUCUCACCAUGCUGGCAGAUAUUGAAAUUCAUAGCAUUGGAAGCAUCAUUGCUGUGGAAAAAAUAGUACAUAUUGCCAAUGACUUGUUCCUUCAAGAACAGAAAACCCUCGGCGCAGAUGAUAUCAUGUUGGCAAAGGAUCCUGCAUCUGGCAUCUGUACUCUUCUGUAUGACAGUGCACCCAGUGGCAGGUUUGGAACCAUGACCUACCUCUCCAAGGCAGCUGCCACCUACAUACAGGAGUUUCUGCCCCACAGCAUCUGUGCUAUGCAGUGAGGGCUUUAGGUCCUGGAUGCUGGGAGCCUUUUGACAGCUGGUUCCUGCCUCAGUUGGUUAUGCAUAGAACUGAACUGUUAUUGCCUGAUCACUUUCACGCCGCCACCCCCAUCCCUCCCAAGAAAAAAGAACUUUUCUAAUACACUGCUUUUGAAGAAGUGAGCCCUUACCUAGAGGCUCAACCAGGCCUGUCAUUAUUGGCUUUGAUUCUUUAAUGGUUUGUAGAAGUUUGUGUGUGUUUUUAUUCCCUAGAUCUGUUACCAACCUAGUUUUCUAAUUCCUGUUUAGAAGCAUGUGUUAAUAACAACUUAUUCCUAAA